This is a messenger RNA of Hibiscus syriacus, 1379 nucleotides long. RefSeq names its product piriformospora indica-insensitive protein 2-like. NCBI's taxonomy places the organism in Eukaryota, Viridiplantae, Streptophyta, Magnoliopsida, Malvales, Malvaceae. The record is from RefSeq and is a predicted model, not a curated record. The transcript is spliced from 2 exons. The coding region runs from base 59 to 1345 and encodes 428 amino acids. Gene Ontology annotation, molecular function: protein binding.
CCUGUUUGUGUAAUUGCUUGCUCUUUGGGUUUUUUUCCUUACAUAGGAAGUUUAGGCCAUGGGGAAUCUCAUUGUAAUCAACAAGGGUCUUCUUCUUCUGUUUUUGCUUGUUGGGUUGUUUGUCUUUUGUGAAUGUGAAGAUGAUGACCAAGUUUCAUCUGUGUCUCCAAUGGUGAAGGAAGAACAAGAGGCAUUAUAUGCUGCUAUUCAGGGAUUUGUGGGGAACUUUUGGAAUGGCUCGGAUCUUUACCCUGACCCUUGCGGAUGGACACCUGUUCAGGGAGUUUACUGUGAUCUUGUUGAUGGGUUUUGGCAUAUCACAGUUCUAAACAUUGGUCUCGUUUUCGACAACUCUCUGCAAUGUAGCCCAGAUGCAAAGUUCACCCACCACUUGUUUGAGCUUACUCACCUAAGAUCUCUCUCAUUCUUCAAUUGCUUCUUCUCACCUAGAGAUAAUCCCAUUAGAAUCCCUUCCUCAAACUGGGAAACACUCUCAAACACCUUAGAAUCCUUGGAGUUUAGAUCCAAUGGUGGUCUCAUUGGUGACAUUCCAACCCAUAUUGGCUGCCUUAAAAAGCUCCAAUCAUUGGUGUUACUAGACAAUGGAUUAACUGGAGAAUUGCCUAUAGAAUUGGGGAACUUGGUGAAUUUGAGGCAACUUGUACUUGCUGGAAACAAGUUUACUGGCCAUGUUCCACCAAGUCUGGCAGGGUUAACUGAGCUGCUGAUAUUGGAUUUAAGUAGAAACAAUCUAUCAGGGCCAUUGGUGUUGAGUUUUGGGAGUAAUUUCACUACACUGCUGAAGCUGGACUUGAGCAACAAUGGUCUUGAGGGGAAGAUACCUGAAGGAAUUGGAAGGUUAAAGAAUGUCACUCUUUUCGAUCUUGGUAGAAACAAGUUCUCAGGUGGGUUGAUUGAGUCAUUUCAAGAACUGGUUUCUUUGAAAGAGAUGGUGAUAUCAAACAAUCCUUUAGGGGGUGAUCUCAAGGGAGUUCAAUGGGAAAACUUGCAUGAUUUGGAGAUCUUGGAUCUUUCAAAUCUGGAGUUGACAGGGAUGAUACCAGAGUCCAUGGCAGGAAUGAAAAGGUUGAGAUAUUUGGGAUUGAAUGACAACAAUCUGUCCGGAAAUCUUUCUCCAAAGCUUGCAAGUCUUCCAUGUCUGGGUGCUUUUUACAUUAAUGGAAACAACCUGACAGGGAAGCUUGAGUUCUCAGAAGUGUUUUACAAGAAAAUGGGGAGAAGAUUCAGAGCCUGGAAUAAUUCAAACCUUUGCUAUCAGCCUCAAGUGAUCUCAUCAUCAUCAUCACCACCAACCCAUUUUCCUAAUGGGGUUAAAGCCUGCUAACAAGAAAAUCAUAGCAGAAAUACGUCCACUCUAU